AUGGAUCAUUCUGAACGAUACUUGAUGCUACCGAGACUGGCUCUCUAUGAACUGCUUGUCUGUUGGCUGCUCCAAUUGCUUUCAAAGCACUUAUCUUCACUGCCAGCAGCUACUAACUCAAAUAUGACAUCAGGGAAUGCUGGAAGGAGAUACAAGCCACGGCCUGAGGCAUCCUACCCAUCCCGCCCCCUCCCAGCGCCUCAGAUGCAAGACCAUUCAUCAAAGAGUUUGCAUCCAAGAGCUGAAGUCCUGUUACCCAAGAUGAUGAAUACUGACAUGGACGCAGUUGAUGCUGAAAAUCAGGUGGAACUGGAAGAAAAGACUCAACUUAUUAAUCAGGUGUUGGAACUCCAGCACACACUUGAAGAUCUUUCUGCAAGAGUAGAUGCUGUUAAGGAAGAAAAUCUGAAGCUAAAACUGGAAAAUCAAGUUCUUGGACAGUAUAUAGAGAACCUCAUGUCUGCUUCUAGUGUUUUUCAAACAACUGAUACAAAAAGCAAAAGAAAGUAAAGGGCUCACUGUCCUCACUGCUGUGGAGCUGCUGCUUUUUUCUCCCCCUUAAGGCUUGGAUAUGAUGCAAAAGUUAAAGUAUCUUUGUUUGCUUCCCCGAGUAUUUAUAAAGAGAAUGUGAGAUCUAGGUAAUACUAACUGCUUAACAGGACUGUCCCGAGUUAACGUUAGUCUACGGAAAUGUGCACAUGUAGAGACUUUA
Messenger RNA from Acomys russatus (golden spiny mouse), 712 nucleotides. Its product is annotated as short coiled-coil protein-like. Gene Ontology annotation, cellular component: trans-Golgi network. Lineage: Eukaryota; Metazoa; Chordata; Mammalia; Rodentia; Muridae. The record is from RefSeq and is a predicted model, not a curated record. Bases 1 to 510 code for a protein of 169 amino acids. The transcript is spliced from 2 exons.